This is a messenger RNA of Somion occarium, 2850 nucleotides long. The record is from the annotation of a GenBank genome assembly. NCBI's taxonomy places the organism in Eukaryota, Fungi, Basidiomycota, Agaricomycetes, Polyporales, Cerrenaceae.
AUGUUUUGUGAACCUCCCGCCAACACGAACCAUGGCACGGCGAGACCCCCCUUCAUCUUCCGGUAUCCUCACCAAUGUUUUCAGCUUUGUUUCACGCGAACUUGGCUCUUUUGUCACCACCGCGACGGGGGGCGAACCGACAACGAUCGCACCAAAGGCAUCGUCGUCGCGCGACCGAUUAGAUGCUAAACUCCACGAUCUAACGAGGAGAAGUGCCAAACGGAAGAGAAAGGAGGCCGAUCAUGGCAAUAGCUUGCAGGACGCGAUGCAUAGCGGUCCGACCAGAGAGGAAAGCUCUACUCUGAUACCAGACGAUGUGCACAACACUUCCUCGUCACUUUCGCGUAACAAUUCCAACCCUCGGACACUUAGCCGCGUGCAGUCGUCUAACAGCAGACGACGUUCAAAGUCACCUGCGAUGCCACCUCCUCCAACCAUUCCAGAACAUGCUCUUAAGAGAACACCUUCAGUAACCAUGCCAGGCUCCUUCUACCCUCGUUCACCAUCAUUAGAGCCUGACUACGCCGCAAGUUUGGAAAUUCGACAACCCAGUCGAAGUCGACUCAGCCACUUCCAUUCUUAUGAUGAACUUCUCAACGAUAUUGAGGACGACGCUGGACCUUCAGACAGUCCCAGAUCUGGCAAGUCAGUCAAUAGCCCAACUCGUUCCGAUCCAUCUCCGUCACCUAUACGUAUCAAUGGUGGGCCGUCUGUCAGGGGGGUAGUGGACCGUUUCACAGACGAUGCAGACCCUUCUCUUAUGUUGCCCAACCCCGCUAUCUCACCGCGGAAAGGCGUCUCGAGUAGACGUGAACAAACCAAGUCUUCUAAGAUGAAGGGCAAAGAGCGCGAUAUGAGUAGUUGGGAUUAUGAUUUUUCUUUCAGUGGCGACACUUCUGGCGAAGUUCGGGUUCGAGGUAUUGAGCGUGAGCUACUCGAAGCUCGUGAAGAGCAUUAUAGGAAAGAACUUGAACAGGAUCCGGACUCUAGUGCGUACCUUGAGGAACGUGAACAAGAUAAGCAACGAAUUAGGGCCUUGGAAGAGGAAGUCGCGAGGUUGAAACGCCAGUUGGCCGAACAACGACUAAAUAGGUCUCGCAUGGACCCAACACCUCCACCCGCACCUCCGCCUCCACCACCACUUUGGCAGUCAUCUUCUCUACCGGGCACAGUUUCAAGUACCAGGAACCUCAUUGGUCCUACCUCAACAACGGAUUCCUUCCUAGCAAAUGCCCGUGCGGCUCUCAGACCAACCUCACUCCCAGUCGAAGCUCCCAUAAAUGCCGCAGUAUAUGGUAGCAGAACUAAACGAACUGCCGUGCCCACGUUCAACCUUCCCACAGAGAAGAUGGCAGCUUUCCUAACGGAGAUGAAGAGUGCAAAACUGAAAAGAGUAAAUAGCGGCCCCAGGCAACCUCCAAGACGAGUUGAGGCGGAUCCGAACGAUUCCAGUAUCAACUUGAGCAUGUCGAUGAGAAGGGACAUUUUGAAGGAUCUGGCGGAGAGGGAUCGAUUGGAAAGAUCGAUCAGUGUCGAUUCGGACUCUCAAGUUGGGGAGAAGAGAAAGCGAAGCGUGGAGAAUGGGGCGUUGCCUCAGAAUGCCUCUUCAAAACGCAGGGCAUUGGAACCGUCCUUCUCGGACUCCAGCUCUUCAUCCUUUGCCUCAACGGCCUCGGUGCCUUUCACAAGUUCCCAGGCAUCAUCGUCAAACGGAACCUAUAAUCGUUCUUGGCCCACUGUAUCCGCACCUGGAACAGACAUCACGACCCCUUCGCUGUGUUCGGAUAACGAGAAUGAUCACGAAGGCGAGCCAACUGCUGAAGAACGUCUAUUAGCGACACCUACUAGAGAACAUGAGGAACCCCCUCGGACACAGACUCCUGAAAUUCAUCAUGACGAUGAUGGCGACGAGCAGCACAUGCAUCAAACCAAUGGUAUCGAUCUAGCUGUUGACCGUGAGCCGACACCUUUGCCACUCCGGAAAGCUCCCACUCCCGUCUCUCGUAUCGAGCAGCCUCAGCCAGUUUCUUCCUCUUCAAAAAAUGCCUUCUCCAAACGAAUACCCUCGUCCCCGUUACCUAGCGCUACCCCGAAGAAACCUCCUCCACCAGCACGACAAAGGGCCCGACUUGUCUCUCAACGACGAGCGGAGGUUGAUGAAGCGGAUGAAGCGGAUGAGUCAGAUCAAGACCCGUUGGAUAUCCUGUUCUCACCGAAACCGAGGAAAACUAAUGGCAAGUCCUCUUCGUCGAAACCUGCUGCCUCUCAACCGGGCCCUUCACGAAUACCUCGGAGAGCGGAGAAGAAAGAUAGUCAAGCAUCCAAAGACUCGUCCCGUAGACCAUCAAGACCGCCGAGCUCAGCCUCCCUUCGUAACGCCGCCUCGCAUCAACCUCAACCUGUCGCAGGACCUUCUACGUCGAAUCACACCCAGAGGCGGAGGACUUUGGAUGAGGAAUUGCGUCGUGCUGGAGAUCGAUUGUGGCGAGAGGCUGAUGAGGAGGAGGAGCAGGGUAAUGAAUUAGAAGGGGGAGUGUUGGUUGGAUUGGGAACUCAAAAACGUAAGGGAUUCUUGGCGAGAGGUGGGGGUGCAGGUGUCCCGGUAUAUAUGGGUGCUGGAUAUGUACAUGGUGCAGAGGACGAUGAACCAUAGGGGUGAUCUUGAAUAUGUGUUUUAUUCUAUCGUUUCGCUUUCGGCUAUCUUUAUCGUUCAGUUGAUACCUCGGUGUAUAAUGUAGGAUACCAGGUCAAAUCGACUUGCACAUGUUCUUGGUUGUUGUAUUCCAGUAAAUAGUGGCAUUACCAUAAAUGAAUCACGAUCGAGAUCGAACGAUCGCAGCUGACUUCACU